Molecule: messenger RNA, 1648 nt
Organism: Cajanus cajan (pigeon pea)
Lineage: Eukaryota; Viridiplantae; Streptophyta; Magnoliopsida; Fabales; Fabaceae
Product: transcription factor bHLH118
Biological process (GO): regulation of transcription by RNA polymerase II
Cellular component (GO): RNA polymerase II transcription regulator complex
Molecular function (GO): protein dimerization activity; RNA polymerase II transcription regulatory region sequence-specific DNA binding; DNA-binding transcription factor activity, RNA polymerase II-specific
Source: RefSeq, a predicted model, not a curated record
GGAAUCUUUGGCAUAUAAGCCCCCCUUCCCAUUCCCUUUGAAAGAAAACAAGACAUGGCUACCCUAUUUGUGCUUCCUUUAAUUAGCCAAAAUUGAGGAUAAUAAUUUGGAACAGUGCUACUUGUUGAGCUGACCAACCAUGUUUCCUUUACAACGAGGCAAUGAGCUGGUGAUCCAGUUUUCUAAUGGUCUCCACCAGCAGCACAAAAUCUCCCAAGAUCUGAUUCUGGAUGAUCACGUUUCCGAUAAAAAAUUGCCUACAAGCCGCCCAAACAAACUAUUUUAUGAGCCCGGCCACGCUAAUUCUAACGAAUAUACAAAAAAGAUGGUUCACAGAGAGAUUGAAAGACAAAGGAGGCAAGAAAUGGCUACCCUUCAUGCCUCUCUUAGAUCCCUCCUGCCUCUUGACUUCAUCAAGGGAAAGCGUUCCAAAUCUGAUCAAAUGAACCAGGCAGUGAAUUACAUAAACCACCUGCAGAAGAAUAUUAAAGAAUUGAGUGACAAGAGGGAUGGACUGAAGAGGAAACUCUCCAUAAAUCAAAGCCUCGAAAGCCACCAUGAGACCAAGCAUGCUUCUGGAGGUUUCACUGUUCACCAGAAUAGUGGAGGCGGAGCUGUGGGGAUUGAAAUAAGUGGAUUCGGUGAGGAAGGAUUCUCACUUUCUAAAUUGCUUCAACUGCUGUUAGAAGAACGACUUGAAGUUGUUAGUUGUCUUUCAACUCAAGUCAAUGGCAGAUUACUCCACAGUGUGCAGUGUGAGGUUGACAAUUCCGACAGUGUAGAUCUAUCUGAGCUGAGAAGGAAAUUUUCUGAGUAACUUGGUGGUUUGGAAAUUAACACAUGACACACAUCUUUCUAACUGUUUCUUAUAUAUAGUUUAUUAGACUGAGUUUGCUUGCACUGUAUAUAUUGGAACCCCUCUGACUACUAUUUGGUUUUGAACCUUCUGCUUCCUUUGUUGGGUGUGAUAAGAGAAGGAAAAAACUUGUGUAGAUAAAAUUUGCUUUCCAUUCCCUUCACAGCUGUCUUUGCUUUUUGAAAUUUAUUGAUGAUAUCCGUUUUGUCUCAUUUUGAUAACCUCGUCUCUCAUCUCUGCUAAUUACAUGCAUGCAUGUCGAAGUUAAUUAAACUUUGAGAAAUCUGUUGUCCACUACGUAUAUAAUAAAUUUCGAGAAAAUUUUUUGUUAGGUAAAUGAUCUUCAUGUUGAUUUGAUUGCUCGCGAGAAUUUGACACCAAGUAAUUAAUUGGUAGAAGCCUUCCUUCUGAUUUUGAGUCUUGCUAGUAAUUUUUUUUUGCCGUUCCUCAGUUCUGAAUUAUUUUUAGGUUUGAAUAUUGAAAAUUUUCCCACACACAAAAGGUAUAUAUAUACAGCUAAAAUUAUAUACUUAGGAAGAUAAAGCCCGUUACCACACUAAACACUUACAUACAAGGAAAAAAAAAUUGAAUUUAUCAAUAAUUAAAAUCAACUUUUAUACCUUACUUUUUGAGAAGUUGAAUGAAAUAAAUUUAUAUAAAAUUAGAUAUAUAAAGUUGAUUUUAACUUAGAAGACACUCAAUUUUUUUCUGUAUUUGUAUAGAAAAGUUUAUCUGAAUAGGAAUAAGACCGUAGAACUACCACAUUCAGAAAUAGAAUUACUUCAAAAAAAA